CGCACCUGAAGUGGGGAAAGCAAUGGAAAACUGGAAGGAACUAGAAAAUAAACUAACCAUCAGAGAGGUACCACACAUCCCUUCCCAGGCAUGAUUAUUAUUCGCUGCAUACUAGAUAGGCUGCACAUUCAGACAUUCAUCAGCUUACUGCGAGAUCGUCGCGCCAGUUACCAACCACUCCCAUCUUGUUUCUACUCUUUCUGAUCUUGUCCCCUCACCCACGCUUCUACACCUUCAUCUUCUCCCAACAGAUCUUACUCUAAGCCCGUCUUGAGGUACAUGAUCCUACGUUCCUAGCACGAUUUAUUUCAAUCGAGCAUCUUAGCCAAAUCCUCAUAAUGAAGCUUUACUCUGUCUCCCUUGCUCUUGCGGCUUGCCUGAGCAUGGCAGCUGCCCAGGGCCUUGACGGUCUGCCGGAUUGUGCUAAAUCAUGCGCUACGAAUUCCAUCCCAGCCAACUGCGGUCUUGACGUGAAGUGCAUCUGCACCGACUCGUCCUUCAUUUCGGGUAUUUCAUGCUGCGUUCUCCAAUCUUGCGCUCCGGACCAGCAGCAGGAAGACGCUCACCCAUUCUUUCCCACAGCCGCCGUCGAGUUUGCGAACCGUAUAUGCAGAACCGCCGGUGUGACCAACAUGCCUCAGUCUCCCAGCUGCUCAAACACAACUCAAUCUGCCACUGGCACGUCCUCUGGAUCCUCUACAAGCACAUCUAGUUCUUCCACCGAGUCCAACGCCUCCCAGACCGCUGCAACUGCAACCACUUCCACCACAGCCACUUCUACCACUGGCUCCGCGACCUCGUCUGCUACUUCGGCCACCAACACCAGUACCGGGGCUGCCGUUGCUCAGCACAAGGACAUUGGUCACAUUGCGGCUGUCGGUGCGGCGCUUGCGGCUUUCGGCUUGCUCGCUUAG
Messenger RNA from Aspergillus novofumigatus IBT 16806, 914 nucleotides. Its product is annotated as CFEM domain-containing protein. Lineage: Eukaryota; Fungi; Ascomycota; Eurotiomycetes; Eurotiales; Aspergillaceae. The transcript is spliced from 3 exons. The record is from RefSeq and is a predicted model, not a curated record. Bases 339 to 914 code for a protein of 191 amino acids.